Messenger RNA from Mugil cephalus (flathead mullet), 1759 nucleotides. RefSeq names its product HORMA domain containing 1 (gene hormad1). The record is from RefSeq and is a predicted model, not a curated record. The coding region runs from base 275 to 1381 and encodes 368 amino acids. The transcript is spliced from 16 exons. Lineage: Eukaryota; Metazoa; Chordata; Actinopteri; Mugiliformes; Mugilidae.
UAGUUGUAUAACCGUGGUGCGCGUUGGUUUUACGAUUUAACACUUUGUGUUUAACUGAUAAAUAACCACGGGGAUACCAGCUUAAUGGGACGGUCGGCUGCCGGGUUAUUAUUUAUUUAUAUUUUGCCUCUAUGCCUGCUCUUUGCCUCCCUGCUCUGCUCUGUGAUAGGCCUCUGACUGAUGAACCUGUUACUGCCCGUCAAUCAAACAUUGAGCGGCAACGGUGGUUUUACUUAACAUCCAAAGCUUGAUUUUGUGCCUUUUCACCAAAGCAAUGGCAUGUGGGCAGCGAGUUCGAACCUCACAGGAAACUCAGCUGGCGCCUAAUCAGGUUCUGACAGAGCAGCAGUCCUUGGUCGUUGUAAAGAAGCUUUUGGCCAUCGCGGUGUCCAGCAUCACUUACCUAAGGGGUGUUUUCCCAGGGAGAGCCUAUGGGAGCAAAUAUGUGGAAGAUCAACAAGUUAUGGUCCUUAAGGAGGAGCGCAGCUGUCCUGCGGUCAUGAAUUUGCUUCAUUGGAUGCAUGGCUGCUUUGAGGCCAUCCAGAAGAAAUAUCUGCGUACAGUUAUUAUGUCUAUUUAUACUGACCCAGAGAGUCCUCAGAAAGUGACUGAGGUUUACCAGUUUAAGAUCCAGUACACUGCAAAAGGGCCACACAUGGAUUUGGAAAGCACCACCAACAACAAGGUGUCAUCGAUGCCAUGUGGAACCACAAAGAAAGCCAGCAUCCUGAUGGUUAGGAAGCUCUACACUCUGAUACAGAGCCUUGGUCCUCUGCCAGAAAAUGUCUGCCUCUCCAUGAGGCUGACAUACUAUGAUGAUGUCACUCCUCAGGACUACCAGCCUCCAGGUUUUAAAGAGGCUGACGGUGCUGCCAUGGAAUUUGAGCAGGAGCCAGUGAAGCUGACCAUGGGUGAGGUCAACACCCCCUUCCACACCUUGAAGUUGGACAUGGCCACAGAGAGACACAGGCUUGAGGAGGUGGAGGAGAGUGUUCAGGUGACAGAGAAGUGGGUUGUAACGAUGGAGGACGAAGUCGAGAUCCUGAGUCAUGCGGCCAAAGACGUGGAGGAGGCUGACAACAAGCACACAGACCUGGAUAACACUGAGAUCCAGAGUUUUCCUGACGAGGUCCACACAGAGAUGGACACACUGGUGAGGAGAACCUCUGACAUGGAAGUGGGUCCAAAGAGGACCAGAAGUGGAAAGAUCAUCAGAUCCCCUACGCAGACAAACGUGACUGUGAAAACCAACAAGAAGAAGAUGAAAACUAUGAAGGAAAAAAUGGUUUCUCAGUAUGACAUCCCCAGCAGCCAGGAAAUGCCAUCCACCUCUGUGCCUAAGAAGAAACGCAAAUUCAGCGAGCCCAAAGAACACGUCUGACCUCUCACUCCACUGCCAACGCAGCAGCGCCACUCUAUUGAGUCAUGUUGAUGUUUUUUUCUUCAAUUUGAAGUUUCAGAUAAGUUGGUUUUGAAUUGAAGGAAUUCUGCUCCUUUUUAGAAAAAGGUUUCAGCAGCAUUUCCAGAAUGUUAUGCAACAAUAAUUUUUAAGUGUGUUACAGUUUAUCUGAUAGUCACAGUAAAAUCUGUUGAUAGAGUUCAAUAUUACACAGCAUUGUUUAUGCAGAUGUGACUUGGGAAUAAUAGCUUAUAUGUUUAGGCUAUAUAUUUUUAUUGGUUAUGUUUUAUUUGUGCCGUUCUCUCUUUGUUGAUGUUUAUAAUGGAGGACUGCAAAACUAAAUAAAAACAACAAAAUGUU